Molecule: messenger RNA, 2610 nt
Organism: Mycosarcoma maydis (corn smut)
Lineage: Eukaryota; Fungi; Basidiomycota; Ustilaginomycetes; Ustilaginales
Exons: 1
Coding region: 1-2610 (869 amino acids)
Biological process (GO): regulation of transcription by RNA polymerase II
Cellular component (GO): PcG protein complex; transcription regulator complex
Molecular function (GO): DNA-binding transcription factor activity, RNA polymerase II-specific; RNA polymerase II cis-regulatory region sequence-specific DNA binding
Source: RefSeq, a predicted model, not a curated record
AUGGCGGCGUCACCGGAGCUUAUCAGCUUCACCAACAGCCUUCUCAAUACUGACAACAUGCUCUCACCUCUCCAUAACUCCUUUGCCGCCGCAGAUGCUGCCGCUCGUAGAACAUCCGCCGGCGAACCUUUGAGCGCAAGCUCGCCGCGCUUCGGCGAUUCCUUCAUCAACAGUCCCAAGCGCGAUCCCCUCCGCGAUGGCUACCGCGCAACGCCUCCUUCAUCGGCGUGGAGGCAGUCCGGCUCCUACACUGGCCGCGACGGCUCGCCUUGGUACAACGAUGCGCGUUCAUCACCCUUUGCAUCGUCAGCCGCCCGUGAUUAUGCUACACUUGAGCUCGAGUCGAGUCUGGGCGCACCUACACAUCCCGCCGGCGACCCAGCACUCCACUAUGGCGAUACGAGCAGCGCCGAUAGCGUCGUUGCACUGCUGCAUGCUGCUGCCGCCGCCAACGAAGCCGGCAAGCAAACCGAUCGAUCCAACGAGAACCGCUUCCCCUCUCCUAGCGCCUUCUACCAGCAGGGUGUCCCCACCUACGCCAUUCCACCAUACUCGGCUGCCUAUCGUUCCAGCUCGUCGGGUCUUGGCGGUUACACCAGCUCACCCAACCUCGGAUUCGCACGUCCUUAUCGUGGUAUUGAUGCGCCUUUGGAUGGCGCCUCUCCCUAUGCCCCCGCGACUGUGCAGCCUUCUGCCACCGCCAAUACAGCCGCUGCUGUUGCCGCCGCCGCUGACGACGACGACCAUGACGACACCAAGAUCCAAGUCAAGGCCGAGCUGGAUACCCACGAUCCGGAUCCGCAGCGACAACAACCACCGCAGCAACCACCAGCCAAGAAAGGGCGCGGUCGAGGUCGCAAGAAGAGCAACGUCAAGCUAGAGGCUGAUGACGCCUCUCUGUCCUCCACCAACGGCUCGUCCGCACUUGACAGCGUUGUCUCGGCUGCACUGGCAGCCUCGGAAGCACCCACAACCUACGCUGGACCCGCCUUCUCGCAGUAUGGCUAUCCCGACUACUCCGCCACCGACAUGUCCGCUGCUGCUUUCUCUGCCAACCCGCUCGUCUCCCUGGCCGCUCAGGUGACUGCAUCUAUGGCUUCCGUUCCGGCUCCCGCUCUCACAGCUGCGCCUGUGGCUGAUGAGCUUGGCAAGGCGUCUACAUCUGCUGCUGCUGCCACUGCGACACCAGCUAAUUCAGCUGCUGCUCCAGCUCCUGCGACCGCCUCGCCCACCUCGCCCAGCCGUACCAAGGCCAAGACGGAAAGCGACGCAGGAGGGCCCAAGCUUCACGAAUGCGAGACGUGUGGAAAGUCUUUCAGCCGAAGAUCCGACUUGGCCCGUCAUCGACGCAUUCACACUGGCGAACGUCCCUACCCUUGCGACUAUCCCGGGUGCGGAAAGAGCUUCAUCCAGCGAUCCGCGCUCACUGUCCAUUCGCGUGUCCACUCGGGCGAACGUCCGCACAAGUGCGAAUUUGAAGGAUGUGACAAGAGCUUCUCGGACAGCAGUUCACUUGCGCGACACCGACGCACCCACACCGGUCGUCGUCCCUACGUCUGCGACUUUCCCAAGUGCGGCAAGAUGUUCACUCGACGCACCACGCUCAAUCGUCAUUCUCGCUGUCAUCAACCUGGCUACGUCAAGCCCAAGAGCCGCGGCAAGGCUCGCGGCAAGGGUAAAAAGUCGGCCAACAAGGAUGGCACUUCUGCUACUAUUGACGGGGAGGAGGACGAUGACGAGGAUGACGACGACGACGACGAUGAUGAAGAUGAAGACGACAGCGAGGAGGACGAUGACGACGAUGACUCUGAAACCGAAUCUGGCUCUGGGUCUGAGCCAGCUAAUUCUGUCACUCCGCCCGAGACAUCUGCACAGGUAGCUAUGGGCACCAAGCGCGCUGCAUCUAGACGUCCUCGCAAGAGCUCGCCCGCCAAGAAGACCAACACGGGCAAUGCAGCUGAUGUGGUCAACCGCGUGAACCGUUCGGCAAGCGAUGCCGAGGCCGCCAUGACCCUUGCGCAGGCAGCGCUGCAAGCGCAAUUCAAUCCUUACUACGCCGAUCAGAUCAAUGGAGGGACUACAGAUGCAGGUCAACUCGGAGCUACUGCUAGCACGCCGUGGACUGGCACUUCGAAUUUUGCUGCGUACCCCAUGUCGGCGCAGGACGGUACGGCAGCGCUACUGGCGGCCAGCAACCACCCCGGCUUCUCACCCGGCAUGGGCAGCAACGACUCGAACGAAGCUAUGGAAGCAGCGGCGGCUGUGCUCGGUGGCUUUGCCAACUCGCCCGCUCCGACUUCUGCUGUUGCUGCCACUGCUGGGAACGAUCAGGACUCUGCUCAAUCCCUCUCGGAAGCUCAGUUGCUGUUGGAUGCCGCCAUGAGCCCCGUUUCCAACCACGCAACCAUUCCGGGCCUGGCUAGUGCUGCAGUCAAGGAUGCAGCGGCUAGCGCAACUCGCGGACGUGGUCGGGGCCGUCCUCGUGGAUCUCGAGGUGGCGCUAAAGCUGGACGCCCUGCCGGUUCCUCGAGCAAGCUUGCCAACGAGACGAGUGCCGACAUUCUGCACACUUCGCAAGAGGAAACGCCUUCGACCGAGGUCUCCUCUUGA